Messenger RNA from Phyllostomus hastatus (greater spear-nosed bat), 824 nucleotides. It is a transcript of the gene PRDX5, whose product is annotated as peroxiredoxin 5. NCBI's taxonomy places the organism in Eukaryota, Metazoa, Chordata, Mammalia, Chiroptera, Phyllostomidae. Gene Ontology annotation, biological process: cell redox homeostasis; hydrogen peroxide catabolic process; cellular response to oxidative stress. The record is from RefSeq and is a predicted model, not a curated record. The coding region runs from base 57 to 704 and encodes 215 amino acids. Gene Ontology annotation, molecular function: thioredoxin peroxidase activity. Gene Ontology annotation, cellular component: cytoplasm; mitochondrion; peroxisome. The transcript has 6 exons.
GAGGCGGAGCCGGAGCCGUGGGCUGGGAGGUUGUGGGCUAAGAUCCUGGUGUGGGUAUGAUGGGCAUGUGUUUCCUCAACCACCUAUCGGGCUCGUUACUCUCCCGGGCGGCCGGCGCGCGUCGUGCAGCAACGGUGGGAGGCAGAGGGUGCCUGGAAGCAGGUCUAGAGUGGACGCUUGGCAGAGCCCGCGGUAUCAGAAGCACCGCUGUCGCUAUGGCCCCGAUCAAGGUGGGAGAUGCCAUCCCGUCCGUGGUGGUGUUCGAAGGGCAGCCUGGGAACAAGGUGGACCUGGCGGAGCUGUUCAAGGGCAAGAAGGGUGUGCUGUUCGGAGUCCCUGGGGCCUUCACCCCUGGUUGUUCCAAGACCCACCUGCCAGGGUUCGUGGAGCAGGCUGGAGCACUGAAGGCCAAGGGGGCCCAGGUGGUGGCGUGCCUGAGUGUUAAUGAUGUCUUUGUGACCGAGGAGUGGGGCCGAGCCCACAAGGCAGAAGGCAAGGUUCGGCUCCUGGCUGACCCCACUGGGACCUUCGGGAAGGAGACAGAUUUGUUGCUGGAUGAUUCCUUGGUGUCCCUCUUUGGGAAUCGGAGGCUCAAGAGGUUCUCCAUGGUGAUAGACAAUGGUGUCGUGAAGUCCCUGAAUGUGGAGCCAGACGGCACAGGCCUCACCUGCAGCCUGGCCCCCAACAUCCUGUCGCAGCUCUGAGGUCCUGGGCCUAGACACACGUCCUCCACCCUUUCCCGAUUCAUCUGCCCAGCCCUGCCUGAGUUCAGGCCACCCAGUUGAAGCCUUGGCCAGAUUUCUGCAAUAAACACGUUUGGUUCA